UGUGAGAGCCGCUCUGGCCAGCAGUGCGCGCUUCCGCUCUGAGUCAGGGCUGAGGAACUGAGGCAGGCGCUGCUGCUCGGCCGGGGAAGUUUUCUGCUGCUUCAAGUGUUCAUUUCUGUGCGCAGCUCAACUUUAACAUCACAAGAUGCCAUGAAGUGACUGCUGAAACUAGGACCACGAAUAUGGCUUCCAGACGAAGCGGUAGCCCACAGCAAACGUCCUCUGGCAUGUCUCGCAGACGGAUGCCGAAGAGCAAGGAGAAGGAGAUGAUCCAUCAGUGCUCCGACUGCGGGAAGAGCUUUCACCUAGAAAGUCGGCUCAAAACGCACAUGCGCAUUCACACCCGAGAGAGGCUUUUCUACUGCCUAGACUGCGGGAAGGGUUUCAAUCGGCAGAACAAUCUCCAGAGGCACCGCCGCAUCCACACAGGAGAGAAGCCGUUCCGCUGCUCGCACUGCGAGAAGAGCUUCAGUCGUCUGAGCUACCUCCAACAGCACCAGCGCACCCACACGGGAGAGAAGCCGUUCUACUGCUCAGAGUGCGGGAAGAGCUUCAAUCAUCAGGGCAACCUCAUCCAGCACCAGCUCAUCCACGUCGGAGAGAAGCUGUACCACUGCUCGGACUGCGGGGUGAGCUUUUAUCACCAGAGCAACCUCACGAAGCACCUGCGCAUCCACACGGGAGAGAAGCCGUAUUACUGCGCCGACUGCGGGAAGUGUUUCAAUCAGCAGAGCACCCUUCUGACGCACCGGCGCAUUCACACCGGAGAGAAACCUUACGAGUGCCCGGACUGCGGGAAGAGCUUCAACCACAAGAGCAACCUCCAGAGACACCAGGUCAUUCACACGGGAGAGAAGCCGUACGAGUGCCCGGACUGCGGAAAGUCUUUCAGCCGGCAGAGCAGCCUCCAGCUGCACCAGCGCAUCCACACCGGAGACAAACUGUUCGACUGCGCAGACUGCGGGAAGAGCUUCAAUCAGCUCACUAACUUCCUAAGACACCAACGCAUUCACACAGGAGAGAAACCGUAUUACUGCUCCGAGUGCGGGAACAGUUUCAAUCAGCUGAGCAGCUUCCAGAUACAUCAGCGGAUUCACACGGGAGAGAAGCCGUUUAGCUGCUUGGACUGUGGGAAGAGCUUUAUUCAGCAAAGUAACCUCCAAGCACAUCAGCGCAUUCACAGAGAGGAGAAAUACACUGCUUUGUUUCUAGGCGGAGCUUCAAACCACUUUGGCCCAGAAGGUCCCCAGUUUGACAUGCGUGCAGUCUGCUGGCCGAGUCCACUGGCCCCUUUUCAAACCGGCUGCCCUCGGCGACCACCAGAGCGAGCUCCGAGCGAGCUCAGCAGUGGAGUGGAACAGCAGAAGACCCGUGGUGGUCAGCGGUCCACGCCUCCUCCGUGCACGCAGACUGGAAGAGCCCAAAGAGGAGCUCGGCUGCUGAAGACGCCGUCUCCUGCGCUUGGUGCCGAUUUUUAUAGACAGCUCAAAUUUGACUCCACAAACGCAUCAAAAGAGGCAACAAUGUUGAGUGUGUCAGAGAACAUGGCGUCCAAAAGAAGCCCCAGCCCUCAGCAGAUAUCCUCUGAUACCCUCUGCACUACUGAGUCUCACAGGCUAAUGCAAAACAACCCAGACGAGUUGACAAGCCACCAGUGCUCAGACUGUGGGAGGAGUUUUACUGAUCAGAGUCUUCUCCAGCUGCACCAGUACAUCCACACAGAGGAACCACUGUACGACUGCUCGGAAAACGGGAAGGGAUUUAACCGCCCGAGUCAUCUCCAGACGCUCAAGCGCGUUCACACAGGAGAGAAACCGUAUCACUGCUCAGACUGCGGAAAGCGCUUUAAUCAAGCGGGCAGUUUCCAAAGGCACCAGCGCGUUCACAGAGGAGAGAAACCUUUCUGCUGCUCAGACUGCGGGAAAAGUUUUAACCGACAGAGCAGCUUCCAGGCCCACCAGCGCAUCCACACCGGAGAGAAACCGUACCUCUGCUCAGACUGCGGGAAGAGCUUCAGUCGGCAGAGUAGUCUCCAGCAACACCAGCGCACUCACACAGGAGAGAAGCCAUAUCAGUGCUCAGAUUGCGGGAGGAGCUUCAAUCAGCUGAGCAACCUCCAAACUCACCAGCGCGUUCACACCGGAGAGAAACCGUAUUACUGCUCGGAGUGUUGGAAGAGUUUUAGUCAGCCGAGCAGCCUCCAGCAACACCAGCGCAUUCACACUGGGGAUAAACCGUAUUACUGUUCCGACUGUGGGAAGAGUUUUAAUCGACAGAGCAGCUUCCAGCUACACCAGCGCGUCCACACCGGAGAGAAACCGUAUCUGUGCUCAGAGUGCGGGAAGAGUUUCAACCAGCUGAGUAACCUGCAAACGCAUCAGCGCAUCCACACGGGUGAGAAACCGUAUCAGUGCUCGGAAUGUGGGAAGAGUUUUAAUCGACAGAGUCAUCUCCAGACACACCAGCGUAUUCACACAGGGGAGAAACCGUAUCAGUGCUUUGAAUGUGGGCGGAGCUUCAGACAAACCAGUGCUUUGAAUACACAUGAUUGCACUAAGAGGGAGAUCAAAACUGAAGAUAGUGAGGCGCAGUUGGACUCCAGCGAGCCCAGCAGUAACGUGGAGAAGAAGAAGCUCUGCUUUGAUCUGCUGGCCACACCUCCGCGCUCGGACAGUGCUGGAAGAACCCAAACAGGAGCUUCGCUGUUGAAGGUUUUCUUCACAGCUCCACAAUCACAUCAAAGAUGCCACCAAAAGGAGCUUGUCAGGCUGCUGAAUUUACAUAUCACCUAUGAGAAUAUGGCAUCCAAAAGAAGCUCCAGUCCUCAGCAAACGUCCUCUGGUACUCCAGGCAUUAAGGCAUCUCACAGAGGCUUGAAGAAUGAUAGAAAGAAGAAGAAAAGCCACCAGUGCUCGGACUUUGGGAAGAGUUUCGGUCAACAGAGUCGUCUCCGACAGCACCAACGACUCCAAACAGGUGCGAAACCCUGUCACCGCUCAGACAGUGAGACGAAAGGCCCAGGAGAGAAGCCGUACCCCUGCCCGAACUGCUGGAAGACCUUUAGUCUACAGAGUAACUUCCUAAGGCACCAGCAGAUUCACUCAGAGGAGAAGCUGUACUACUGCUCAGAGUGCGGGAAGAGCUUCAACCGGCAGGGGAACCUCCAAUCGCACCAACGCAUCCACACCGGAGAAAAGCCUCAUCUCUGCCCCGACUGCGGGAGGAGCUUCGCUCACCUCGGCAGCCUCCAGAGACACCGACGCAUUCACACGGGAGAGAGGCCGUAUCACUGCACAGACUGCGGCAAGAGUUUCAACAAUCAGAGUAACUUCCAGACGCACCUGCGCAUUCACACCGGAGAGAAACCGUAUUAUUGCGCCGACUGUGGCCGGAGCUUCGCUCAUCAGUGUAACCUCCAAACACACCAGCGCGUUCACACCGGAGAGAGACCGUAUUACUGCUCGGACUGCGGCAGGAGCUUCGCCCAUCACAGUAACUUGCAAACGCACCUGCGCAUCCACACAGGAGAGAAACCGCAUCACUGCUUCGCAGGAGAUAUGAUGUCAUCACAGCCAACCUCCAGAGAACCCUGUCUACUUUGGUGGGUUCUGCUGUGCAGCGAGGAACAGACUCAUGAACUCGUGUUUAGUUCCAUACCAGCUGGGAAAAUGCCUUGUUCAUUUUCGCUGUAUUAUCCUAUAUUUUUCCUCUUUUUUUGGAAUUGUCCUUAUUAUAAGCACCAAGUGUUGUUUAGUUUAGCAGUAUGUGUCUCUGAUCCACGCCCCACACUCGGUGCUGUGGGAGGAGAUCAAACAGAAGCUGUGCUGUUGAAGUAUGAUGAUAUGGCUUGCAGACGAAGCACCAGUCCACCGCAAACAACUCCUGGCACUUUCUUUGUUAAGACGUCUUGCAGGCGAAUGCAAAGCAAAACAGACAAGGACAAAAGCCACCAGUGCUCAGACUGCGGGAAGAGUUUUAAUCAACGGAGUCAUCUUCAGACACACCAGCGCGUUCACACAGGAGCGAAACCAUAUCGUUGUCCAGACUGUGGGAUGAGUUUUAAUCAUCAGGGGACACUCCAGACACACCAGCGCAUACACACAGGAGAGAAACCGUAUUAUUGCCCAGACUGUGGCAAGAGUUUUAAUCGGCAUAGUAGUCUUCGACAGCACCGGCGCAUUCACACAGGAGAGAAACCGUAUCGCUGCUCAGAGUGCAUGAAGAGUUUCAGUCGGCAGAGUAGUCUCCAGCUGCACGAGCGUACUCACAGCGGAGUGAAGCCGUAUCCCUGCUCAGUUUGCGGGAAGAGUUUCAAUCAUCAGAGCAACCUGCUAAGACACCAGCGCAUUCACACAGGAGAGAAACCGUAUUACUGCUCCGAGUGCGGGAAGAGUUUCAAUCAGCCAGGUAGUCUCCAAACACAUCAGCGCGUCCACACGGGAGAAAAGCCAUAUUACUGUUCGGACUGUGGUAAGAGUUUUAGUCAGCAGAGCAACCUCCAACAACACCAGUGCGUUCCCUCAGGAGACAACCCCUAUCCCUGCUCGGACUGCGGGAGGAGCUUUAAUCAUCUCAACGGUCUCCAAACACACCAGCGUGUUCACACUGGAGAGAAGCCAUUUAACUGUUCAGACUGUGGCAAGAGUUUUAAUUAUCAGAGUCAUCUCCAGCUGCACCAGCUGAUCCACACCGGAGAGAAACCGUUUCUCUGCUCAGACUGUGGGAAGUGUUUUAAUCGGAAGAGUCAUCUCCAGACGCACCAGCUCAUUCACACAGGAGAGAAACCGUAUCACUGCUCAGACUGUGGGAAGAGUUUCAAUCGGCGGAGUAAUCUCAAAGCACACCGGCGCGUUCACACGGGAGAGAAGCCGUAUCGCUGCUUCGAAUGUGGACGAAGCUUCAGACAAACGAGGAGUUUAAAGAGACAUGAGUGCGCUAAGAAGGAUGUUGAAAACUCAUGAUUUGUGAGUUAGUGAGAUAAUUUUUAAUAAGGUCACGGUCAACCUGGAUUAUGUAUCAUUUCAUUUUCCUAUUUAAAGUAAUAGUUCUGUCAGCUCUGACAGUACUUUUCUCUCUUACCCCAGAUUUCACCUACCAAUACAAAUUUGAUGCUUGAAAUCUGCUGAAACAUUAGUCGUUUCAAAUCAAAAUUGAAGAGUGCAAUUUUCCAAUCGCAAGAUCUUAAAUGUUUUAAAUUAUGGUCUUAUAUUACAACAUUAUAUUAAGUUUAAAUCAAACUGCAUUCAGGGUUCAGAAAAGUGGACAUUCUGGUUCUCCUGACCAAAACAAAAGACAUAUGUAUUAGUAUUUUCUGUUUUAUACAAACUAUCCACAAUUUAUAUUGCAGUUGCAAUAUUAGUCAGAAUUGCAAUUAUAAAUUUUUUUUACAAAUUGGUCAGCCCUACCAAUCAGUAACUGAAGUUUAUCCUGCAUCAUAUUUACACUGUGUAUGCCUAAAAUGUCAUACACUUGCCUCCACAUACAUUGUUUAGCUGAAUAAUGACAUUUGUAUAUUAACAGUUUCAUAGUAGACAUCAUUAUUUUAGCAUUGGCAAAAGUAUUUAUAGAUCAGUGGUCUCCAACUCUCCCCUUUUCAAGAGAUACUGUCCUGCGGAAUUCUGUUCCAGCCUGCAUCUAAUGUGCUGCAACUACCCUCAACCAACACUGGUGCCUCUAAUCCAGCCAGUCAGGAACUGAAGAAUCUAAUUAGCUGUAGCAGAUUGUGGUUGGAAAUAGACUCUGCAGGAUGUAGAAACAUGCCAUAAUAGAACAAAUAAAAGGAAACCUGACUUUACGAUCAAGUCUUUUUCCGAAAAAAUCUUUUUGUCUGUUGAUAAAGUAAGUACAGCCCUGGCUUCGGGAAAUUGGAAUUCAGAUCUGGGCUUUGACUAUGCCAUUCCGCAACUUUCUUUACUUUUGAGCAAUUCCUUGGUGGAUUUACUUGUAUGUUUGGGAUCAUUAGCCUGUUGGAAGGUCCACUUCUUCAGCUUCAACUUUCUGGCAUAUUUUCUGAUGUCCUCCUCAAGCACUCUCUGAUAUGAAAUAGUAUUAAUUCAUAGUCAAUUCUGUGAUUGCAAGUUGGCUAGCAAAGCAGCCCCAAACCAUACACUGCUACCAACACACUUUACAGUUGUUACAAGAUUCUUCCGAUCAAAUACUGUCUUUGGUUUUUGCUGAUUGUGGCUUCUGGUACUGUGACCAAACAACUCUAUCUUUGACUUAUUUGUCUGUAGCACAUUGUUGCGGAAGUCCUGGUCUUUGGCAUCUCAUGGGCAUCUGCAACCUUCUUUCUGAAGGCCUCAGGGAGCUCCUUUAGUCUAGGCAUGAUAAUACCCCAAACUCCAAUAACUAAGAGCUGAUCAUAUAUCUGAAGGAUUAAAUAAGAAAAAUUCCUCCAAGAUAUUCUCUGAUGGCGUUCUGAUCAUUAGCACCUGAUCGGAUGCAUCUGAUUUCAGUUUGAUACAUCUGAAGCAGUGAUAUUUGUAGAGUUGUACUUUUUGUCAUAUCAGGAAACCUCAUUUUUCUUUAUUUCAGUUAUGUAACAAAGAUGGAGAUCACACUUGUUAAAUUAUAUCACCUUUAUCAACAUCUUUAUCCAUCAACUUUACAUGACUGUACAGCACUAUUCAUAAUGUACACUGUUUGCAUCUAUGUGCAAUCUCAGUCUUUAGUUGAUGAUCACUACAGUGCUCCAUAACUGUGGUCAUAUAAUGAAUUAAAAAUAGAAAAUAUUCAACAAAGUCACAAACUGCAAGUUUUUGGAAUCGAUUGCUAAUAUAUUUGGGCCAGGUUCAUAUUGAUUAGCAUAAACUUGGAAGAUCUGUAAUGAGUUUUUCCUAAAUGUGUAGCCUGAUGAUUAGCUCAGUCCACCAGAAGCAUUAAUGGAAAGACAUCACUCACAAGCUUUAAAUUAACUAAUGGUCAACUUAAUAGACAGCUAGAGAACUUUGGUAUUACUAGUAUUGCUAUGUUUUGCACUUCACUCAUCUUGAAUUACCUGCACAGGUAAGGUGGGAGGAUAGGAUUAGUCGUGUACACUGUGCUUCUUUCUACAAACGCCAGUGAAGCUGGUGGGAUACCAAGACCACUAACAGGGUGUAAACUUGAGAUCAUCAUAGUGCUCAAAGGUGGACCUUGAAUCCAGUUUCUGGGAUUUGGUAAUGAGUGGCAGUUAACUGAACUAUUGAUGGAACUCAUUGUAAGUGUCUUACCUACCAGUGAUUACAAAAUUCAGGAAUGGGACCUGGAUUCAAGGUCCAGAUUUGAAGAGGUCUAUAUGUUCCACUGAAAGUCUGGGAGGUUGUUCUCAUUCCUAAGGAAAGAUGGCUGUGAAAGGUAGAAAGAAAGGAGAGGGUGAAAUUGAGCAUCUGGACCAGAGAUGAAUGGUCCACUUGGUUCUUUGUAUUGCAUAAUGUCUACACUCUUAAUAAAGAUUGUUAUUUAAGGGUUCUUUAGUAAAUACACUGGAUCAGUAUAGAACCAUGAAGACUCAAAGAUCCAUUUGCAUGAUUAAAUGUUCUUUGCAUGGUGAAAGGAUUCUUCAGAUUGGAGUAAAAUGUUUGGUAUAUGAUACAUUUUUUAAAAGGGUUCUAUUGUUACAACCUUGACGUUGUAACAGUAGCAGAACCCUUUUUGGUGCUAUAUAUGGAACCAUAUACACGUCCAGCAAUCUGAAGAACCAUUUUACCAUGCAAAGAACCCUUUAGGCAACCCUUUAGACACCCACAGGACCAUUUGCAUGAUUAAAGCUUUCUUUGCAUGAUUAAAUGGUUCUCCAGACUGAUGUACAAUGUGCAGUAUAUAUUUUUGAAAAAGGUUCUAUGUAGCACCAAAAAGGGUUCUACUGUUAAAAGCUUGACAUUGUAACAAUAGCAGAACUCUUUGAUGCUUCCUAGAACCAUAUACAACACAUUGUCCAUCAAUCUGAAGAACCAUUCUACCAUGCAAAGAACCCUUUAAUCAUGCCAGUGGUUCUUUUGAGUGUCUGUCCUAAAGAACCCUUGAAGAACCAUCUUUUUUCAGAGGAUAUAAUCUGCCUUUCUCAUGUUUUCUAGUUUACUUCGUGAGAUUAGGAUCUUUUUUCAGUCCUGACUUUUGAUAAAAUUGAAUAUUAUGUUCUAAUUUUCAUGUUUCUGGUCAUAUUAAUGAUUUGUCAGACUUCUGGUUCAUUAUUGUUUUCCUUAUCUUUUUUGGAUCCCGAAUGAUGAUGUUUAACUGAAAGCUUGUAUAAAAGGGACUACAAAUAUCCUUCUUUCAAAAUAUACAGCAUCGAUUUUAUUAGUUGCUCAUUUAUUAAUUGAUGAAUAUGCCAACAUAUGAUUGUGGUGCACUUUGAUGUGCAUGAAUAAACUGGGUUCCUUAAUUUGA
Molecule: messenger RNA, 8367 nt
Organism: Pygocentrus nattereri (red-bellied piranha)
Lineage: Eukaryota; Metazoa; Chordata; Actinopteri; Characiformes; Serrasalmidae
Product: zinc finger protein 850-like
Exons: 10
Coding region: 183-4961 (1592 amino acids)
Biological process (GO): regulation of transcription by RNA polymerase II
Cellular component (GO): nucleus
Molecular function (GO): RNA polymerase II cis-regulatory region sequence-specific DNA binding; DNA-binding transcription activator activity, RNA polymerase II-specific
Source: RefSeq, a predicted model, not a curated record